Messenger RNA from Chelmon rostratus (copperband butterflyfish), 2047 nucleotides. RefSeq names its product syntaxin 11b, tandem duplicate 1 (gene stx11b.1). Gene Ontology annotation, biological process: synaptic vesicle fusion to presynaptic active zone membrane; exocytosis; intracellular protein transport. Gene Ontology annotation, molecular function: SNARE binding; SNAP receptor activity. The record is from RefSeq and is a predicted model, not a curated record. NCBI's taxonomy places the organism in Eukaryota, Metazoa, Chordata, Actinopteri, Chaetodontiformes, Chaetodontidae. Bases 305 to 1201 code for a protein of 298 amino acids. Gene Ontology annotation, cellular component: synaptic vesicle; SNARE complex; plasma membrane. The transcript is spliced from 2 exons.
GUCACAUCAUUACAGUCUCAUGGCGUGGCGCAAUCCAUCUCCCUAACAAAACUAAAGCUGAAUACCAGUUUUGGCUCUAAAGAUAGCCGUGUUACUCAUGUGGGGCCCUUUGUCUCUGCUCAGUCCGGAGCGGCCGACUUCAGAGCUGUAGGAUGGUGCUGUGGCACCGCGGCCACCUCACAAACGGAGUAGUUUGAUGUCUGAGGCGAUCCGAGCAAAGCAGGUCAGUCAUCUUUACUGAGGGAUAGAAAGCCAACCAGACAGGGGGACAAUCUGUAAGAUACACCUGUUCUCCAGUCCAACCAUGAGGGACAGACUGAGCAACCUGCAGGAGCUGUCCAACAGCCAUGUGGAGCCAAGGGAGUACGCGGAUUCCACACUCUCCGACUCCUUCAGCAAUGUGGACCUCGAGGAGGAGCUGCCCCAUGAAGCGGUAGUGUUCGACAACAGCCCUGCUCUGGCAGAGGUCUUUUCCCAGUCUCAAGAAAUCCACAGAGAGAUCCAGCUCAUCCGCCUGGAGGUUAAAAGGCUACGUGAGCAGAACUCUCGCAUGCUCCAGGGCGUCACCACUAUGAGCACCAUCAAAAGGGACUCCAACGCCAUUGGUGCUGAUAUAAAGUCCCGGGCUGAGGGCGUGCUCGCACGUCUGCAGGAAAUGGAAGGCAGCGCCCACAAGCUAGAAGAAGAACACGGCUCAAAUUCUGCCAUCACACGUAUCAGCAGAACCCAAUACGCUUGCCUCAGCAAUGGCUUCCGCGAUGCCAUGUUUGACUAUAACGAGGCGGAGAUGAGCCAUCGGCAGAACUGCAAAGCCCAGAUCCAGAGGCAAAUGGAGAUAGUGGGACGCGAGGUGACAGGAGAGGAGGUGGAGGAGAUGAUCGAGACAGGUCAGUUUCACAUGUUCACCGAUAACAUCAUGACUGAGGGUAAAACGGCCCGAUCGGCUCUGUCCCAGAUCGAGAAACGUCACCAAGAGCUGUUGGACCUGGAGACCCGCAUCAGCGGCAUCCACGAGAUCUUCCUGGACAUUGCCCUGCUGGUGGAGGAGCAGGGCCCCAUGCUGACCUCAAUCCAAACCAACGUCCAGAAAACCGAUGAACACAUACAGGACGCCCUCGUAAAACUGGGCAGGGCCAAGCGUCAUGACAAGAACAACCCCUUUAAAAAGAUGUUUUGCAGCUGUUUCCCGUGCUACAAUUAAUGACUGUAGACUGCAGAGAUGGGUAGCAAAAUACACCACGUUCCGACAAAGAGAAAAGUUUAAAGUUAUUGUGUCUAACUUGAGAAAGAAAAUGCUCCGGUAAAAUAUUUUAAAAUUGAUGUCUGUAAUGUUUUAUACAAAAGGUUUGAGACUGGUAUCUCAAAUCAGAAUGAAUCCGCCCAUGUCAGAGGUGUGAUGCAGACCUGAAACAAAUGUUAAUUGAAAAUGUUUGAAUCUCCACAUGGGACGGAUUUACCAAAUAACGCAGUGUGAUGACUGUCAGGAAGCUUUUCUUAAAAUUGCAGGAAAUUCCUUCAAAGAUGAUGAUUUAUGAUGGGAAUGCUGCUGACAUGACGACUCCCAAUUCAAUAAACUGCCUGAAGAUAAAGAUGAUAAGCAACUUCAAACAGCUCUUACCGACAAAUAUUUUCUAGUGUCUGACCCGAUCCAUUCAGGUCUAAUAAUUUGGUUGUAUAUGUCAAUACAGGGGUAAAAAUGAAUGUCCUAGGCAUAUGGCUGACAGAAAAUAUUUUAGAAAUUGAUCAGUUCAGUUGUUAUUGAUCAGAUUGUGAAUAUUUUCUGUAUAUAUAAAUUAUGAAAUUACUGGGUCGAUUCUUAUAUUGGCCAUGUCUUUCGAGGACACCCGUAACUGAACAGUGACAACAGUUUUAACGGAACUUAUCGUCAGUCUCAAUGUUAUGCAGGAAUCACACAGCUGUGUGCUAAUGUGUUUCUUUUCACUCCUGUUUUAUGACUGUACGUAUAAUGCCUUUAUGUUGUCUGCCUUUCCUCUGUGGUGUCGUGUAUUAUACAUAAAGAGUUAUAUUAAAGUCAGUGAGUCUGGGA